Messenger RNA from Geodia barretti, 294 nucleotides. The record is from the annotation of a GenBank genome assembly. NCBI's taxonomy places the organism in Eukaryota, Metazoa, Porifera, Demospongiae, Tetractinellida, Geodiidae.
CUGAGGAAAGACAUUUUGCAGCUUCACGGCGAACCGCAAACUAUUCUCAGACUAGGAGUUGAAUUUGUGGGCAGAGAUGGAAAUGUUGAACAGAUUCCGCACGAAGAGGCGGUGGUAGGAGAAGAGCCUCUCGAAACAGAGCAGCAACAGCAUCAGGGAGAAGUACUUGAGGCCUUUGGACCGCUUGAGGAAGGCACCAUUAGUCUCUGGGAUGGCUCGGCUGGCGGUACAGCACCCGAGCAACAGGAGAACGCAAUGGAGCCGUCGACUGUGGAUACGACGCAUGCAGGAUGA